AUGCCGGGCACAGUCAUUAGUAACGCGACAAGGAUAUGGGAGAUCAACGUGCAUUGGGGCCUCUACUCUCAGUGCUGCGUCUGGGACGCCAAGGGUCGCGGCGUCGAUGUAUGGGAGUGCAUUCAAGCCCAUGACUCCACGCCCACUACUCAGCCCCCUAAUCCAGUCUUCUGGCGAUAUGUUGCCCGCCGAUAA
Molecule: messenger RNA, 195 nt
Organism: Coniophora puteana RWD-64-598 SS2
Lineage: Eukaryota; Fungi; Basidiomycota; Agaricomycetes; Boletales; Coniophoraceae
Exons: 3
Coding region: 1-195 (64 amino acids)
Source: RefSeq, a predicted model, not a curated record